Lycium ferocissimum is the source of this 1196-nucleotide messenger RNA. RefSeq lists its product as uncharacterized. Gene Ontology annotation, molecular function: RNA binding. The transcript has 8 exons. Lineage: Eukaryota; Viridiplantae; Streptophyta; Magnoliopsida; Solanales; Solanaceae. The coding region runs from base 136 to 924 and encodes 262 amino acids. The record is from RefSeq and is a predicted model, not a curated record.
AACAAUUCACUGGUGCCGCUGUUUCUGUUAAGGGUUUACAAGUUUCCCCCCUCUAUCUAUCUCUGUUUUCUCACACUAGUACCAAAAGAAAAGAACAACACUAAGGUUUUAGGGUUGUUGUUAUUAUCAAUAAUAAUGGAUAGGUACCAAAAAGUAGAGAAACCGAAACCUGAAUUACCAAUUAACGAGAAUGAGAUCCGUAUCACUUCACAAGGACUUGUUCGUAACUACAUCAGCUAUGCCACUAAUCUUCUCCAGGAGAGGAGUGGGAAAGAGAUCGUUUUGAAAGCAAUGGGUCAGGCAAUAAGCAAGACUGUAGCUAUUGCAGAGAUCAUUAAGAGAAGAAUUCCUCGUCUGCAUCAAGACACUGCUAUCAGCUCAAUAAGCAUCACAGAUGUAUGGGAACCUCUUGAAGAGGGCCUUUUGCCUGUGGAGCAAACUCGGCAUGUCUCGAUGAUUUCAAUCACCUUGUCAACAACGGAACUGAACAAGAACUCUCCAGGGUAUCAAACACCUUCUGAGAUUCAGCAGCAGACAAAUUACUACAACAACAACAAUAACAACUAUGCCCCGCGUUACAAUUACCAGCCUCGACAGCAGCAGCAACCACCUAGACAAGCACAAGCAGUCUACAAUGCUGGUAAUGAAGAUUCAUAUGGCCGAGGACGAGGCCGUGGUAGAGGGAGGGGACGUGGUUGGAGCAGAGGUGGAUAUGCAAAUUACCAAGAUGGAUAUAAUAAUUAUCAAGAAAAUGGUGGGUACUCAAACUAUGGACGAGGUGGAGGCCGUGGUGGUGGCUGGGGAUAUCGUGGCUCUGGAUAUGGAAGAGGCGGGGGUGGAGGUGGCAGAGGUUAUGGUUAUGGUCGUGGCCGUGGACGGAUGGGCAACCGUCCAAGGGGUGGUAGCAACAACAACCAGGCAUAGUUGUCUCUAGUUUGCUAUACCUAAAAACGCUUGUCUUGGCAUAAUCGUUCUUUCUGUCCAGUGUCUUUCUAAAAAAAGCAUGAAAUUGUGGCUUGUUGCAUCAAUGGGUAGUCAUGCAGUGAUUGUCUUGUUUUUCAGCAUCAUGGUAUGUGGCCUAGGCAUAAUAUAUAAGCCAAGUUCAAGUAGUCAAUUUCUGUCAACUAUCCCGUUCAGUUCACUGGGUGCAGAUGUUUUUGCUGUAUUUAUUCAGUUAGAACAUAUUCUUUUGUUUA